Molecule: messenger RNA, 2661 nt
Organism: Trichoderma aggressivum f. europaeum
Lineage: Eukaryota; Fungi; Ascomycota; Sordariomycetes; Hypocreales; Hypocreaceae
Exons: 4
Coding region: 1-2661 (886 amino acids)
Cellular component (GO): plasma membrane
Molecular function (GO): calcium-activated cation channel activity
Source: RefSeq, a predicted model, not a curated record
AUGGGCAACUUUAUCAGUUGGCUCAACAAGAACCUGGCUCCCGACUCCAACCAGGGAUCAGCGCGGGAAUCGCAGCCAGAGUCAGCAUGGGGCAUGCUCGAUACUCUCAUUCCUGUAUUGGUAGUGUCGUGUGUCUAUAUUGUCAUCUUCUUAUUCCUGAGAAGAUCCCAGCGGCGCUACUAUGCGCCGCGUACAUAUCUAGGCUCUUUGCGCGAAGAUGAGCGAACACCAAGCGUACCCAGCAAUCUGCUGACCUGGAUUUCGGCCUUUUGGAAGAUCCCCGAUGCCUACGUUCUAACCCACCAGAGCCUCGACGCCUAUCUCUUCCUUCGAUAUCUGCGCAUCUGCUUCGUCGUUUGUUUCGUCAGCCUUCUUAUUACCUGGCCCAUCCUGUUCCCCGUCAAUGCCACCGGAGGCAAGGGUCUCUCCCAGCUCGAGAUCCUGUCGUACAGCAAUGUCGACAUUGAGACGCACAAGAACUACCUCUACGCCCACACCUUUGUUGGCUGGGCAGUCUAUGGCUUUCUCAUGUACAUGAUUACGCGCGAGUGCAUCUUCUACAUUAAUCUCCGCCAGGCUCACCACAUCAACCCCCACAAUGCCAAACGAAUCUCUGCCCGCACCGUGCUCUUCACUUCCGUUCCAGAGGAAUACAACACCGAGGAGCGUAUUCGUAGCAUGUUCAACAACGUCAGGAGGGUCUGGGUCUGCGGCAAGACGGAUGAGCUCGACGAGCUGGUGGAGAAGCGCGACGAUGCCGCCAUGAAGCUUGAAAAGGGCGAAAUCGGCCUCCUGACAAAGGUCAACAAGGCUCGCAUCAAGGCCACGAAGAAGGGAGAAACUCAACCCGAGGGCCCUGCCACUACCGAAGAUGGAGAUAUUGAGACAGGCGACAUUGCUUCACGCUGGAUUCAGGACAAGGACCGCCCGCAUCAUCGUCUUGGCUUCCUUGGUCUUAUUGGAAAAAAAGUCGACACCAUCCUCUGGAGCCGCACUGAGUUGCAGCGUCUGAUUCCCGAGGUCGAAAAGGCCCAGGCCGACUGGAGAGCCGGCAACAACGAGAAAGUCCGCGCUGUCUUUGUCGAAUUUGAAACUCAAGGCGACGCUCAAUACGCAUUCCAAUCCGUCACUCACCACCAGGCCCUGCACAUGGAGCCCAAGGCCAUUGGCAUCCAGCCUGCUGAGGUGGUUUGGAAGAGCUUGUCCUUCCCCUGGUGGCAGGUUAUCAUCCGCCGCUACGUCGUCUAUGCCUUUAUUGCAGCUCUCAUCAUCUUCUGGGCCAUCCCCGUCGGUAUCGUUGGUGUGAUUGCCCAGGUGAACACGCUGAAGAACAUCCCCGGCUUGACUUGGAUUGGUGAUAUCCCCAAGCCCAUUCUUGGAGUGAUUUCCGGGUUGCUCCCGGCAGUGGCUCUCUCCAUCCUCAUGUCCCUGGUCCCCGUCAUCAUGCGUCUCUGUGCCAAACAGGCCGGCGAAGUUACUCAGUCUCGCGUCGAGCUGUUCACCCAGAACUCGUACUUUUUCUUCCAGCUCAUUCAGGUGUUUUUGAUCCAGACCCUGACCAACGCAGCUUCAACGGCCCUUGUUCAAAUCGCCCAGCAGCCGGAACAAGUCUUCAACAUUCUUUCCGAGUCCCUGCCUACGGCAUCUAAUUUCUACAUUUCCUACUUCAUCGUCCAGGGUCUUACCAUUGCGACUAGUGUCGUUACGCAAGUUGUCGGCUUCUUCAUUUUUACGCUGCUGUACAAGUUUUUGGCCAAGACACCUCGAGCCAUGUACAAGAAGUGGACCAGCCUCAGCGCCAUUUCUUGGGGUAGCGUUCUCCCAGUAUAUACCAACAUUGCUGUCAUUAGCAUCACGUAUUCGGUCAUUGCCCCUUUAAUCCUGUUCUGGUCAUCUAUUGGUAUGGGCUUGUUCUAUCUUGCCUACCGAUACAAUAUCCUGUUCGUCACGGAAACUCAAAUCGACACGCAUGGCUUGAUCUACCCUCGCGCACUGAAGCAGCUGUUUGCCGGUAUCUACCUGGCCGAAAUCUGCAUGGUUGGUCUCUUUGCCGUUUCCAAAGCUGCCGGACCUGCAGUCCUUAUGGGCAUCUUCCUCGGCUUCACCAUUCUGUACCACCUCACCCUGUCGCGAACCCUUGAUCCACUUCUCUUCGGCUUGCCACGGAGUCUCCAGGCAGAGGAGGAACUUGUCCAGCUGCGCGCCGCCGGCAAUGCAACUGGUACUAGCAUUGAGGAAGGCCUGGCCUCCAACAAUGUCUCUCACGAUGCCGCUACCGACAAGGCCCAGGAGACUAAGAGAUUUCCCAUAGACGCAUCUGGAAAGCAGGGUAACUUUAUUCUCAAAUUCCUCAAGCCUUGGGUAUAUGCGGAUUACGCCACAUUGCGCGGACUGUUCCUCAAAGAAGAGCACUUGGCGGAGCCGAUGCGGUACGCCGAUGAAAUCGAGGCCGAAGCAUUCUUGCCACCAUCCGUCUCAAGCAGGACUCCCAUCCUUUGGAUCCCCUCGGACCCUGCGGGCUUGUCCAAGCAGGAGGUUGCUGCUUCAAGCAAGAUAAUCCCCAUCACGGAUGAAGGCGCAACGCUCGACGAGAAGAACCAUGUUACGUGGGAUUCCGAAGGUGCUCGACCGCCCAUCUGGGAAGAAAAGAUUUACUAUUAG